Lasiosphaeria miniovina is the source of this 675-nucleotide messenger RNA. RefSeq lists its product as uncharacterized. The record is from RefSeq and is a predicted model, not a curated record. The transcript has a single exon. The coding region runs from base 1 to 675 and encodes 224 amino acids. Lineage: Eukaryota; Fungi; Ascomycota; Sordariomycetes; Sordariales; Lasiosphaeriaceae.
AUGACCGCGCACGCACGGUCGAUGCAGCACGUGGCCUGGCACCCUGUCCCCAACCCCAGCGAGCUCAAGAGCGGUAUGCCACCGUCUCUCGACCUCCUGGUAGCUCUCUGGCGCACGGAACAACCGGGCCGUGCCGCCGAUGAACUCUCAAACAUAACCACAACGAAGCUCGGGCUCAGACCUCGGCGGAACCAACAACAACCCGCCGCCUCGGCCUCCGCGGCCCCGACCCCACUCAUUCACAUACCACAAUGCCGCCUUGAGAUCACAUCCGGCGACGAGCUUUUACCGAUAGGUGCCAGCUCGGCCUCCUUCUCCGGGGGUAUGCUGGAGCGAGUGGCUCUUCCAAAGUCGCUUGUGCAGCCCUUCCUGUCUCGCCUUCCUCUGCCCCACGGCGUCUCGGCAGGCGCUCCUCACUUUGACGAUGACGACGAGUGGGUGUAUUCGCGGUGUUUGCUGUCAGACUUCACUGAGAUGGGAGAAGAAGGCGCUGCUGUCCUGUCGCAGCAGGGUCGCCUAUGCUGCUGGGCCAGCGUCGUGCUCAUGAGGUACGCCGUGGACGGCGGCGGCCACGACAACACCGAAGCACACUGGGAUCUCGGUUUCAUCGUCCACAGGGUUCUCACCAGACGAGACCCCGACACAACGCUCUGCCCCUGCGUACUUGGCGAAUAG